Messenger RNA from Lindgomyces ingoldianus, 1878 nucleotides. Its product is annotated as cytochrome P450. Gene Ontology annotation, molecular function: iron ion binding; monooxygenase activity; heme binding. The coding region runs from base 158 to 1777 and encodes 539 amino acids. The transcript has 3 exons. Lineage: Eukaryota; Fungi; Ascomycota; Dothideomycetes; Pleosporales; Lindgomycetaceae. The record is from RefSeq and is a predicted model, not a curated record.
CCGUAUCCGUCGAGGUGCCUCUUGUGAAACGGCACAUGUGUUAAAGACACCACGGCCCUCAUCUCCUGCCACCUCCAUCCUUCUUGACGUCUCUUUUCCUCCUCUUUUAAUCGGCCAGCACCUCUUUAUCCCCCAGUCACUGAGUGAUUGUUUCGUCAUGGCGAUCCAAAAGAGGGUUUUGCUUCUUGCUGCGGCUGCUAUCUCGUUCUUCGCGAUACGAUAUAUCCCUCAAUUCACACUCUUUGAGUCUCUAUUCUGGAAUGCGGUGUCUGUGUAUUUCGUCCUACUCACCUUGCAAUUAAUCUGGACGGUCAUAGUGUAUCCGCUCUGUUUUAGCCCCUUGCGUCAUCUCCCUUCGCCCCCGAAUUCGAACUUCCUCCUCGGCCACUUUAGUAGGAUUUUUAAAGACCCUACGGGCGAGCCCCAAAGAGACUGGAUCGAUACUGUCCCCAAUGAUGGUGUUUUGUAUUAUCGAUUCCUUUUCAAUGAACCACGUGUUCUUAUUACAAACCCAAAAGCACUAGCGGAAGUCCUAGUGCAGAGGAAUUAUGAAUUUAUCAAACCUCAGCGUAUUCGGGAAAGUCUUGGCCGCCUUCUUGGGGUUGGAAUUUUACUAGCAGAAGGCGAUGAACAUAAGCGCCAACGGAGAGCUUUGAUGCCGGCAUUCUCAUUUCGUCAUAUCAAAGACCUAUACCCAAUAUUCUGGUCGAAGUCUCGGGAAAUGACCGCAGCAAUUAAAGCGUCUUUGACAGAUGAUUCCGCAACAUCAUCAGUCGUCGAAAUCCGUGAGUGGGCUUCUCGGGCGACGCUCGAUAUUAUCGGUGUGGCAGGCAUGGGCCAAGAUUUCGGAGCCAUUGAGAACCCGGCAAAUGAACUCAAUGUAACGUACCGCACCAUCUUUGCUGCUGGCCGUGGUGCCCAGAUUCUCCAACUCAUCGCUAGUCAAUUCCCGCAGUGGCUUUUCCGUGCUCUACCUAUGAAGAGGAACGAGGAAAUAGCAACCGCUAUCAAGACAAUCAAGAAGGUAGCUGCCGACUUGAUCCGAGACAAGAGGGCAAAUCUCGAGAAAGGCGGCCGUAGUGACCUGGACAUUCUAUCCGUGGCGAUCGAAUCCGGUGGCUUCAGCGAUGAAGAUCUUGUCAACCAGCUCAUGACCUUCUUAGCCGCGGGCCAUGAAACCACUGCAUCAGCCAUGACCUGGGCCGUGUACCUCUUAUGCAAGCAUCCCGAAGUGCAAAUUCGACUUAGAGAAGAAAUCCGCUCUUCCCUUCCCGCCCUCAAUGACCCUGACGCCAAGAUCUCCUCAACCGAUAUCGACCAUUUGCAAUACCUUAAUGCCGUACUAAACGAAACAAUGCGCAUCUUCCCUCCCGUACCCCUCACUCUCCGAGAAACCGUCCACGACACCACCAUUCAAGGCCAAUUCGUCCCCAAAGAAACUACCGUCAUAAUCAGCCCCUGGGCCAUCAACACCUCGAAAGCCCUCUGGGGUGAUGACGCCCGCGAAUUUAACCCAGAUCGGUGGAUGGGUCAAGGCCGGGCAAAUACCGGUGGUGCAGACUCCAAUUACGCUGUGACGACUUUCUUGCAUGGGCCGAGAAGUUGCAUUGGCAAGGAUUUCGCCAAAGCCGAGUUUGCGUGUCUUAUGGCGGCGUUGGUGGGGCAGUUUGAAUUCGAGUUGGAAGACCCGAAUUGGAAAUUAGAGAUUCAGGGUGGAAUUACGGCGAGGCCGAAGGGUGGCCUUAGGGUGAAGUUGACACCGGUUGAGGGCUGGUAGGGUUUGGAUGAGAUAUAUGAAGGCUUUCUUGCUAGAGACUCUUAAACUCUGGCACUUAACUUGGCUUGCCAUCCAGCAUUUUAUGUGCAGAUAGAAUAAAU